AUGGAAAUUAAGCAAGGACUUCAGCUUUCAAAUCCUCGAGAAAUUGAUCAAAAUAUCCGUGUUGAUCCAUCUAUCCUCAAUGCAUCCUGCAAAAUCUUCCUCAUUCUGUUGCCUCAAGCCAUUCGACGUUUCUCCAUUCAUCAAACUCUUGAUCUUGUCUGCAACUUCCUCAGUUGUCCUGAAUAUAAUGUGUCAGCAAUCAAGAAAUGGACUGAAGAUGGAUCAGACUGGAUAAUGUUUCCAACAAGUUCAUCUACACGAGAGGGGAAAUCUCUCAACAUAGAUUCCCAGAACUCUUCCAAGUUGAGAAGUCAAUCAAAUUCCAUAGAAAAAACGUCAGAGAUUGCAUGUCAAGAUCGGUUUCGUGCAUCGCCGAAGAGAUCUAGUCAAGUACUAGAAUCAUUAUGGUGGGAUUGA
Molecule: messenger RNA, 417 nt
Organism: Fraxinus pennsylvanica
Lineage: Eukaryota; Viridiplantae; Streptophyta; Magnoliopsida; Lamiales; Oleaceae
Source: the annotation of a GenBank genome assembly